This is a messenger RNA of Macrosteles quadrilineatus (aster leafhopper), 2577 nucleotides long. RefSeq names its product zinc finger protein with KRAB and SCAN domains 8-like. Gene Ontology annotation, cellular component: nucleus. The transcript is spliced from 6 exons. The record is from RefSeq and is a predicted model, not a curated record. NCBI's taxonomy places the organism in Eukaryota, Metazoa, Arthropoda, Insecta, Hemiptera, Cicadellidae. The coding region runs from base 179 to 2305 and encodes 708 amino acids.
UGCAUAUUGAUUGUCAUAUACAUGUAAUUUGUUCACUGUAUAAGGGGGAUAAGACAAUGUUAUAAAUAUUUAUUUUUUCUCUAUAAGCUUAUUAUUAACCAUCACACAUUUAUCAUUGUUUUGUAAACUAUAAUUUAUUUGCAGGAUAUUUGUUUAUUAUAGGUAAAGUUUUAUUAAUAUGGCUGAUGUUAACAGUUCAGAAUAUUUGCCAUCGAGACAUAGAAGUUGCUUUGUUUACGGAUGUUUUUCAACAGCUGCUGCUAAUAAACCUCAUCUUGGGUUUCAUAAAUUUCCUAGUAGAGGCAAAAGAAAUAUUGUGGUUGUCAAAAAGAAUGGUGAUAGAUGUAUUUAUGAUAGGCGCCAAUUAUGGAUUGAUUCUCUCAAUAUCGGGAGAGAAGCUGCAUCAGCUAUCGAUGGAGUUGCCGUGUAUGUCUGUUCUUUGCAUUUUGCAAGAGAAGAUUUUUACUACAACCAAGAUAUAACUGGAAGGAGGUAUUUAAAGGAGCUAGCCAUACCUCGACGAAACUUACCUGCAAGAAGAACUUCACCACUCACAACCAAGUUCAAUGUGAGGUCUCUGCAUAGAGUAAAAUACAGAGGAUAUUUCAACAUCCACAAUCCCGAUGGCAGAAAACUUACAGCCAAGCGAAGGUAUCUUGGAAGCAAGAAGCCCAGUAAACCAGAAUUAUCUCAGCUGUACACAAAAACUGUCUGGGUUGCCAGAAAACCUAAUGCCAACAAAAAUCCACCGGAACAGGUGGAAAAUGCUCAGAAGAGAGUUGAAGAUGAACAAUCUACCAUCCUGAACUCUGAACAGUUCACAUCCGAACUUAUUAUCAAAGAGGAGCCAUUAUCUGAUACUGAGCAGGAUCCAGACCAGUACAUGGCAGGAGAGGAUGAUGAUGUUGAGGUGUUGAACGACGGAGAUUAUUCAAAACCUGAUUCUAAUAAGCUCGUCAUUGAGACCAAGAAUAAUGAAGUUGAAGAGGCAGACCAAGAAGAGGAGACCAAUGUCGAUUAUGAGGAUGGAAAAGAGGCUGAAAUAGGGGACUUGCAAUUACCAGAGGAAAUGAAUCUGCCAGACGUAGAGGGAGAAGGAUUUGAAGACACUCUUGCAGAGGAGUUUGAGCAGACUAUGGAAGAAUUUGAGGACUAUGAACAAAAUGACCAGGAGGUCCAUGAACAAAAUGACGAGGAAGACUAUUAUGAAGCUGUUGAAACUCUCGAGGAGGAGGAAGAGAAUGGUGUGGAAGAGCAGGAGGAAGUAACUGUUCUUCAUGUCGGUGAUGAUGAUGAGUAUGAAGAAGAAGAAGAAGCGUACCAAGGUUUAUGUCACAUAUGUGGCUCUGAGAAUUGUAGAGGGCACUCACAAGCAGCUAAAUUUGGCGAUAACUAUUUCGUAUGCUUGAUAUGUAGUGAAAUAUUUCCAUCUCAAAAACAAUUGGCCAACCACUCACUAUGUCACGAAGACAUGUCAGAAGAAGAACUUCAGAUACUGGAAGAAAGACAGAGAACUCUUACAUGCGAGUUUUGUGGCCGUGUUCUGUCAACAAAAUCAACACUGCGAGAGCACAUCAUGAUUCACACGGGUGAGAAACCUCAUGAAUGUUUACUCUGUGGGAAGCAUUUUAGACAUAAGGCAAACUUGGUCGUUCACGUUAACGGACAUGCAGUUGUCAGCACGUACAAGUGUAAAAAGUGUAACAAAGCGUUCACAAAAAAGAGUGAUUUUGAGAAACAUCUCAAAUACCAUGUGGACGCAUCCGGCAAUCCCUUGGUUUGCAAAAUCUGCAACGCAGUAUUCAAAUCACAGAGAACUCUGUACAACCACUCGCAGCUUCAUUCAAAAAAAGGUAGUGUCCGAGCUAAAAGGAGAGGCGAGGGACCGAGGAAUCCGCAGUUUAAGUGUAGAACUUGUGGGAAAGGGCUCUCGACAAAAGCCACUUUAAAAGAGCACAUGAUGAUCCAUUCUGGCGAAAAGCCCCACGAGUGUCCGAUUUGCGGGAGAACCAUCAGACACAAAGCUAAUUACGUGGUCCACAUUCAGACACACGGGCAAGGAAGGUCUUAUGAAUGUGAUAUGUGCGACGAAGCGUUCAUGAGGAAAUUGGAUCUCACUCAGCACAAGCAGUCAGCUCACUCCAAGUCAAAGCUAUUACGCUGCCCUAUCUGCGGAGAAGUGUUCAAGUCACCAAUCAAGUUCAACCGACACAUGGAGAUACAUGAGAGUGUGGUCUACAUGAACGAGACUGAAGAACUCAACGGCUUUGAGCCACAUCUUUUAGAAGAUUAUCUGGAAUCGUAAAGAUUUACAUUAUGUAAAUUGGAGCUAUCUGAAAGAUUGUAAAUAUUUUUUGUGAAUUGGUGAUUUGCCCUUAUAUUAGUUACAUUCGGUGAAAAAAAAAACAAUGGAAAAAUAUAUACAGUUAUGAAUAGCAUAAUUGGAUUGUAUAAACUGUUGUAUAUAGAAAAUAAUGUUUAACUUCUUCUGUAGGUCCCUAUUCUCUCAACUGUUCAUUUUAUUAUAUUUCUUUGUUUUUUUCUUCAACUUAAGUGUAUAGCUUAGAUCUUUUACAU